Seriola aureovittata is the source of this 3769-nucleotide messenger RNA. It is a transcript of the gene cept1b, whose product is annotated as choline/ethanolamine phosphotransferase 1b. Gene Ontology annotation, molecular function: ethanolaminephosphotransferase activity; diacylglycerol cholinephosphotransferase activity. Gene Ontology annotation, cellular component: endoplasmic reticulum membrane; Golgi apparatus. The record is from RefSeq and is a predicted model, not a curated record. The transcript is spliced from 11 exons. Lineage: Eukaryota; Metazoa; Chordata; Actinopteri; Carangiformes; Carangidae. Gene Ontology annotation, biological process: phosphatidylethanolamine biosynthetic process. Bases 347 to 1627 code for a protein of 426 amino acids.
CUAGCUUGCUGUGUUAACCACAGUGACACCGGUCGUGGUGAUCCACCUACAGCUGCAAACGUGUCUUCGGUACUCUAAUUCAUAACGGGUAAAUCAAAAACUAACCACGCACAGAGAAGUGCUGUCUGUCAGCUUGAAGCGCCGUCACCUCCCCUCGGACUGUCCGCGGCUCUCGUCCUUUAAUCGGCCAGGAGCAUCUUUGACUCUUCCACAUCCCACACAGCAUCUGUUAUCGCUGUCUUGAGCCUCAUCCAGCCCCACUGUGGAUCUUUAGCCCCUCCGUCAGGACAGUGGCAGAGGCAGAGCCAGAGCCAUCGGGGACCAGACCAGCAGGCAGCAGGGCUCCAUGAGCACGACGGGGCAGCAGCAAGGGGGGGGCCUGCGCUCUCGCCGAGGCCUUGGCCGGGACAAGGACCCUGGGCAGGGCAUGGGCAUGGAGGCGGCCUGCUGGCUUGCCCCCGGAGUGCUGCGCAGGCUGAUUGAGCUGCCUUCACCCCCCCUGUCCCGACACCAGCUCAAGAGACUGGAGGAGCACAGGUACAGCAGUGCUGGACGCUCCCUUCUGGAGCCCCUGAUGCAGCGUUACUGGGAAUGGUUGGUGGGACGAGUCCCUUCCUGGAUUGCCCCAAACCUCAUCACCAUCAUCGGCCUCGCCACCAAUGUCUUCACCACCCUUGUGCUCGUCUACUACUGCCCGACUGCCACUGAACAGGCUCCCCUCUGGGCGUACCUGUUGUGUGCGGUGGGUCUGUUUGUCUACCAGUCAUUGGACGCCAUUGACGGGAAGCAGGCCAGACGCACCAAUAGCAGCUCUCCGCUGGGUGAGCUGUUUGACCACGGCUGCGACUCCCUCUCCACUGUGUUUGUGGUGUUGGGAACCAGUAUAGCAGUGCAACUGGGCACCAACCCGGACUGGAUGUUCUUCUGCUGCUUCGCUGGGAUGUUUAUGUUCUACUGUGCCCACUGGCAAACAUACGUGUCAGGAACACUGCGGUUUGGCAUCAUUGAUGUGACUGAGGUGCAAAUCUUCAUUAUAAUCAUGUAUUUGCUGGCCGCCGUGGGAGGAUCUGCUUUGUGGCAGUCACUGAUUCCGAUCCUAAAUAUCCAGAUGAAAAUGGUUCCUGCCAUCUGCACUUUUUUAGGAGCCAUCUUCUCCUGCACCAAUUACUUCAGAGUUAUUUUUACAGGAGGUGUGGGCAAAAACGGAUCCACAAUAGCAGGAACCAGCGUCCUCUCUCCAGUCUUACAUAUUGGUUCAGUUAUAAUUUUGGCGGUGAUGAUAUACAAGAAGUCUGCUGUCCAGCUCUUUGAGAAACAUCCGUGUCUUUAUAUCCUGGCAUUCGGCUUUGUCUCAGCCAAAAUCACCAAUAAAUUAGUUGUAGCGCAUAUGACAAAAAGUGAGAUGCAUCUUCACGAUUUAGCCUUCCUGGGACCGGGACUACUGUUCCUGGAUCAGUAUUUCAAUAGUUUUAUUGACGAGUACCUGGUGCUGUGGAUUGCAUUGAUCAUUUCCUUCUUUGACUUGGUGCGUUACUGUGUCAGUGUUUGCAACCAGAUUGCCUGCCAUCUUCACAUUUUUGUUUUCAAAAUCAAGCCUUGUUCAGUCCUCAGUUCAGCUCCUCACUGAGGACAUGCCGGCCAUUACUGACUCUGUCCCUUCCUGUUAGUCGCACUCAUCUUUUCUUCCCUCUGUUUUCCACGUAGAGAUGCAGGGGAUGACGUGGUGUAAAGUAUGUGCUUCUGCCAACUGAAUGUGAGGACAAAUAAUAUAUAUUAAGAUACUGGAGUAUUACUGUCAUUGUUUUCUUUUUCACCAGUGCAGAAUUGAAUUUGUACCAGUUUCAUCUUCUGCCCCAGUAACAAUAAUUCUUCUGACAAACUCAUGGUUACACAGAGCAAAUAUUUCAGGAGAGUACAGGUGCUACUCGGUGUGGUCAAGGAGAGAAACUUAAGUUUGUUUUAACUGUUUGUGUGUAAGAAAAUGUAUAGGAAAUGAAUCAAAAUCUUUGCUUUUCAUGAUUAUAAUUUUUGUAAUAUUUGCAUAACUUUACCUUUUGCUAUUGUAAAUAUCAAACUGUUACGAUGUCUGUGCUUCUUCUCUUUUAAUUUAAAAAUCCUGCUUUGACACAUUUAUAAAGCCUUCCUUCAUGUAUAUGAUUUUAAAGGAACGACAUCUCCUGCACAUUACGCAAAAAAACUGUGCAACUGUUUUACGUCAGCAAAAAUGCGGUUUUGGAGGAAACUUAAUACCAGCUUUGUUACAUUUUUCUUUGACAUAUCAGAAUACUCUUCAAACUUCAUGAUAUUUACUGUCAGUGUUUUUCAUUUGGUUUGUCAACUGUAACCACUUGGUUAUGUGGGACUUUGGACUGUGAUUCACGUCUGGGGAGGGAUUUUGUGUUUAUUAUCAUAUGGAAUAUUAUUUACUUAAAUAUUAAUGGUGGUUUGGUUAAUGCUUCAUGGUGUAAGUCUUCCUCUAAGCAUCAUUGUUUUUGUUGUAAGUAAAAAUAGACACACUGUGCACAUGUAAGAAAAAUAUAUUAGUCAAGAUCCACUUACGAGCAUUCAGAGCUUUGCAAAUGUGGACAAAAGGGGUAAAUGGACCUUUGAGGUCACAAGUUAAUUUUUAUGUUUAGAUUUUCUCACAUUUUUCAGUUGAUAAGAACAAAGAUGGAGACAUUUUAAAGUAGCUCCUUUGACUCAGUACUCAUUUCAACUUUAACUUUGUUGUUGUGUUACAUACCACUCCACUGUCACUCCUUUUUUCACUCCUUUCCCUUACCUCAACCUGGUAUCAUUGUUGUAAGUUUUCAUUAUAGUUAACAAAUCCCAUGAAAAGACCCAAACUAACAAUGUAUUGGUUCCUGUCUCAGUACUUUCUGACUUCCCUACACUGUCUGUGGCUCUCAGCUCCAGGACAACGGGCUCUUACUGAAGCAAAAUCUUUAAAAAUUCCUCACAAAUGUAUACUCUUUUUUUUUUUUUUUUAAAGGCUCAGCAAUUUACGGAAAAAGUUGGUCACUGAGAUUUUUAGUAAAUGUUGAUCAAAAAAGGGGGAAGUGGUUCAUUUGUAUGAGAAUAUUUUCAGCAGCGGAUCAUGUGUUCAUGGUAAUGAAGGAACAUGUCAUCAAGUGCAUCAGUGAUGUGUAUUUAAUCAUUUUUGGACAACAGUGGAGCUCUAUGGCACAGAGAAAUAAAAUGGAUCAGGCUUUGGAUACACGGACAAUACUUGGUAAUACUUUAUUUUACAAGUCCUGUGUUUUCCAGCCAAUUUUAUGGAAACUUUUCUCAUAACUUCCCCAAAAUUAGCUGGUAUUUAGAUGAGAAAUGAUGAGGAAGUUUCCAGGUAAUUAACUGGAAAAUAAGGGAGUCAUUAAAGAAAGCAUUACAGGAUCGGUUCAUGGCUGGUUGUAGUCUCUUCAUGGGAUUUUUACUGUCAAUAAGAAAAAUACAGAAUGUGACCAGAGUCAUCCUUAAGACUGAACAACCACCUCCUGCCAUUACGGUUAUUUAUGUGAACAUCACGCUCCUUCCUGUGUUGUCUGUGGAUGAUUCUGCUUAACUGAACCACUGUUUUUAAAAUGUAUUCAUUAUUAACACAAAUUAAGUUUCCCCCCCUAAACCACACCUGCUGAAGCAGAACAGGUGUAUGUGGAUUGAAUGUGUUGGAGAUGAGGUCACAUGAAGACAUCACAGUUUUUAAGAUGGUGACUGAUGAGAAUCAGAUCAAACUUUGUCCCUGACAGUUAAUAAAAACCUGUUUAUUUGA